CUCGAACAAUUGCUGGUUGCAGCGGGUUGUGUGUUCGAGGCACUGACGCUCCGUGGAUUAUCCUAGCGUUACGGUCGUAUAUUACUGAUAAAGCCUAGCCAGCAGACAUGGGCAGCACCGAGUCCAAGAGCCAGAGCGCCGACACCGCCGUUAGUAAGACUGCGGAGCAACAGGAAAACGGUCACGUAAAGGCAAACGGUGAUACCCUCCCGAAGACUAACGGGGACACGGCCGCUGCCAAUGGCUCUGCAGAGCCGGUGACUACCGAUGAGGCGGGCUCCGGAGAGGCUAUCGAACAAGCCCCACCAGCUAAUGGCGAGGCGAAACCAGAGGAGCCCCCAGGAAAACAGGCGAAGAAGAGGUUCUCCUUCAAGAAGAACUUCAAGCUGCCUUUCAGGAAGACCAAGAAAGACGCCGCGGCUGUGGAGGCGCCCCCUGCUGGGGAAGAGGGGGGUACUGCCCCCAAGGAAGAGCACGAAGAAGCUGCUAAGCCCGACGAGUCCACCAGUGAGAAUGCCGAGCCCGUCAGCCCCGCAGAGGAGCCCAGCCCAGAAGCGGAGGAGGCAGCCGCUGAGCCCGAGCCCGUGGUCACCCCUCCAGAGCAGACCCCCCAGAGCGAGGAGUCCGUGCCCAGCACGGAGACCCCCACCGAGCCUCCGAAGGAGGAGUAACGGGGGCGCGCAAGCCUCCUCCAUAGACUGUACUACGCUGAGCCCUUUUUUUUACACCUGUCAUUCACCACAGCCCUGGGUCCUGUGUGAACAGACCAGAGUGUGCCGAACGUUUCCCUCCAUGAUCUUCACUGCCCUCAUUAGGUGUUCAAGCAGAAACUCAUGUCCUGCUGAGGUGAACUGUAACCGGCUGACUGCCAUCAGUCAUUGACUAUGUAGCCAGAUGAGGGGGGCACAUGUUGGACCCCCUCCUCCCCUGAGGUGUCCAGAGGGUUGCUGACUUCUCAGGAUGUGAGCUGUGAGUGCUCUGGUGUGACUGUCACUCAAGAAUGUGUGCAUUUCUGUAAAUACUUUUUUAAUGGUCUAGUUCUGUGGUGACUUUUUUCUAAAUUUCUUCAGUUGUGUUUAAUUUUUUUUUUCAUUGUGAUAUUUUAAAAUAAAUUCUAAUUCCCCUUUA
Messenger RNA from Bufo gargarizans (Asiatic toad), 1128 nucleotides. RefSeq names its product MARCKS like 1 (gene MARCKSL1). Gene Ontology annotation, cellular component: plasma membrane; cytoplasm. Bases 108 to 671 code for a protein of 187 amino acids. NCBI's taxonomy places the organism in Eukaryota, Metazoa, Chordata, Amphibia, Anura, Bufonidae. Gene Ontology annotation, molecular function: calmodulin binding; actin filament binding. The record is from RefSeq and is a predicted model, not a curated record. The transcript is spliced from 2 exons. Gene Ontology annotation, biological process: actin filament organization; central nervous system development.